Molecule: messenger RNA, 729 nt
Organism: Ectocarpus siliculosus
Lineage: Eukaryota; Phaeophyceae; Ectocarpales; Ectocarpaceae
Source: the annotation of a GenBank genome assembly
AUGGGGGACGAACAAGAGGACGGUAGAAUACAGGAGGAUGCCAAGGAAGACAGUGAGGCGGAGGUAGAGCCGGAGCGAUUGCAGUACAAGGUUAUCCUCCUGGGAGACGGCACCGUGGGCAAGACGUCGAUCGCUACGAGGUUCGCACAGGGUGACUUCUCCCAGAUGUACAAGCAGACAAUCGGCUUGGACUUCUUUGUGAAGAGAAUUCUUUUGCCAGGUGAUGUUCAGGUGACCAUGCAAAUAUGGGACAUCGGAGGGCAGAGCAUCGGGAGCAAAAUGAUGUCCAAGUACAUUUUUGGGGCACAUGCAGUGAUAAUGUGCUACGACAUCACCAAUUACGACAGCUUCCAAGACCUGGAUGAUUGGUACCGGCUGGUUGUCAAAACCUUCGAGAAAGGGGUGAUGCCGUACGUGGCAAUGGUUGGAAACAAAUGCGACCUGAGUCACAUGCGAGCUGUGAGGACGACAAGCGCUCAUCAGUUCGCCGACGACAACAACAUGUACACCUUCUUCAUGUCGGCUAAGUCAGGGGAUCAGGUAGACGCGUGCUUUCACCGAAUAGCGGGCCAUCUGUCAGGAAUCGCUCUAUCCAGACCACAGCUUGACGCAGCUGGAGGAGUGCUAAGCGCGAGCAUCGUCAACUACAGGCGCCACGACGAAGAAGUGCACGGUGGCGAACUACCCGAUUACACCUCUCGACGUCCCAAGACUUGCACACUGUCGUGA